Sparassis crispa is the source of this 1011-nucleotide messenger RNA. RefSeq lists its product as hypothetical. Gene Ontology annotation, molecular function: DNA binding. The record is from RefSeq and is a predicted model, not a curated record. NCBI's taxonomy places the organism in Eukaryota, Fungi, Basidiomycota, Agaricomycetes, Polyporales, Sparassidaceae. The transcript has a single exon. The coding region runs from base 1 to 1011 and encodes 336 amino acids. Gene Ontology annotation, biological process: DNA transposition; DNA integration.
AUGGUCUAUACAACUCCUACAAAGAGUGGUCGCAUUGUUGAACAAUACCGUUCUGGUCGCAGUUCUCGUGCUGUCGCAAAGGAGUUCCAUGUCUCCCCCCAAACAGUUUGCAGCCUCGCCAAGAAGUUCAAGGAGAAUGGAAACAUUUAUCCACUUCCCAAGCCUGGCCGUCCAUGCAAAUUAACAGCUCAAGAUGCAGAUUUUGCAGUUCUGCAGCUCGAUCGAGGACGUGCUGAGAAUGUGGCCGACCUGCAGCGGAGCUACUUUCCAAAUGUGGGGCCCAAGACGUUACGACGUGCCAUGCGCACGAACGGACUUAUCUCUGCAGUUCGUCGGAGGGUGCCCUUUCUGACGAAGAAGCACCGACGUGCACGGUUGAUUUGGGCGCGAGCUUUGCAGGGCUGGACAGAGCGGGAGUGGGAGAGGAUCAUUUUUUCCGAUGAGUCUAAAUUCAAUUUGAUCCACUCGGACGGGCGUGCCUGGUGUUGGAGGAGAGUGGGGGAUGGUUACCAGGACAGAUACACACAGAAGACCAAGAAAUUUGGUGGCGGAAGUGUGAUGGUGUGGGGUUGCAUCACACCGGAAGGGGUUGGGCGGCUUCAUCGUAUCACAGGCAUCAUGCGCGCAGUGGACUAUGUCCAAAUUCUUGAACAAGACCUCCUUGGGACCCUACACAACUAUCACAUGAAUCCCCACCACUACUUCUUCCAGCAAGACAACGAUCCGAAACAUUCUUCCCACCUGCGGUCAUGGGUGGACGAGAGCGGACUGCAUUCACUGCCCUGGCCUGCUCAAAGCCCCGAUAUGAACCUCAUAGAGCAUGUAUGGGAUAUCCUGGAUAGACGAGUGCGUGCCCGCAACCCACAACCCAGCUCGGUGGACCAGCUCUGGGAUGCAUUGGAGGAGGAGUGGUCUCGGAUCAGCUCGGCCCAGGUGCAGAAAUUGUAUGGGAGCAUGCCUAAUCGCGUGGCAGAAUUAAAGAAAGCGAAGGGUGGUAAUACCCGUUACUAA